Procambarus clarkii (red swamp crayfish) is the source of this 534-nucleotide messenger RNA. NCBI's taxonomy places the organism in Eukaryota, Metazoa, Arthropoda, Malacostraca, Decapoda, Cambaridae. The record is from RefSeq and is a predicted model, not a curated record.
AUGAAGGUUGUGUGCAACCAGUGUAGUCACCACUACACUGGUUGCAUCUGGUGGAUGCUGGCUAGGUGGGAGGUCUUCACUGUACUGUUGGCGGCCUUCACAGCAGCAGAGCAGCAGAAGCGCGAAGCUGAACCCUCCUAUGGCAGCCAUAGUCACAGCCACGAACACAUCCACAGCCACAGCUACGGAUACGGACAUCCCUCCCACGGAUAUGGGGGCUAUGGCGGCGGCACUGGAUUUGGUGGGAUUGGUGGGUUCUCGGGGCUAGGUCACGGUUUGGGUGCUGGAUAUGGCUACUCCGGACAUGGCUAUGGCUACCCCAGCCAUGGCUACGGUCACUACAUAGGCAAACGAGAGGCCAGACCCGAACCCGGUUAUCGUCAUUACGGGCUGGGCGUCGCCUACCACCCAUACGGCGGGGCAUCGUACGUGGCUCCAAGGCUCCAUGGUAACAUUGGCUACGGUGGCUACGGCUUCGGAGGCUAUGGACGUGGUUUCGGUUUCAGUGGAUAUGGCCGCGGCUAUGGUUACUAG